Molecule: messenger RNA, 1298 nt
Organism: Bombus pascuorum
Lineage: Eukaryota; Metazoa; Arthropoda; Insecta; Hymenoptera; Apidae
Product: protein C19orf12 homolog
Exons: 3
Coding region: 676-1092 (138 amino acids)
Source: RefSeq, a predicted model, not a curated record
GUGGCAAUGCAUGCGCUAGUUUGGUUGUCGGACGUAUGUAACUAGACGAGAUAAAUAAUAUACAGAAAGAUAUCAAUAUGUAUACAUAUGUAUUUUUAUGUACAUAAAAAAUAUACAGAUGUAUCUCAAUCUCACAACAUUUGCUAAUUAAUUCCUCAUAAAAUCACACAUUGUAAAACUGAAUCUUGCCAAAAGUUGCUAAAAUUAUGAAGUUUUUCAUUUAUUAAGUUUUGAGUUAGGAAAAGCAGAGCCAAGAAUUGGGAAACAGCAAAUAUUAUAUCACUAGAUAGGUAUUAUUCAUAUUUUUUUUUUUUUUGUUUUUGUUAUUAUUUAAUUUGUACUUUACAAUUUGUCCAGCUGGACAGUAUUAUUCAUUACAAUGACAAUUAUGAGAAUAGAGAUACGAAGAUAGAGCGAGUAUGCGUGUGCGAGAUGAAAGGGUAAUAUAAGAAUAGAAAUAGAACGCUGAAUAAACGCUAAUAAUGCAUGCGCAUAUUCGUAGAGUAAAUAUGUAUAGUCUGUUCAAUGAUUGAAACUUGAAUAUCAUUAGUUGAGUGGUCAAUAGUUGCAGCCGCAGCAAUGAAAUUCCCUUUAAAUUUACUGCGUCGUUUCGUUGGACAGAUUAUACGCGAGUUAUAAUACUCGACGAUCAACGAACGUCAUCGUUUAACUACAAUGGAUUUUCCAACAGAUGAAUUAUUAAAAGAAGUUUUACAGUACCCAGCUGUACAAGAUAUGAAGGUUACCGCAAAAUCCUGUGGAAAAUAUGCAAUAAUAGUCGGUGGAUCGACGUUUCUUGGUGGUAUAAUUGCUGGACCUGUUGGACUUGCAGUGGGUGGCAUAGUUAGUAGUAUUAUAUCAGCAGCUGUUGGAUCUAAUGAAUUUAAAUCUGUUCCAUAUAUCAUCUUGUACGAAACUACUUCGGUACAAAGAGAAAAACUAGCACUAUUAAUAGUUAAGUUCCUUAAUUCAAGAUGUAUUUGGACUCUUAGAGAUCUCUUAUGUUUUAAUAAGGAAGAAUUGGCAUUAGGGAUAAUACCUAUAAUAGUAAAAUUUUUAACCGAUGACAUGCAUUAUUCAAUAGCAAGCUGAUUGUAGAUUAGAAAGAGAGAUCGCCCUGUAUAGAGUUUAUUGACCAAUAUAAAAUAUAUAAUUAUUUUUGACAAGAAUGAAUAUUUGUAAUUGUUGAAGUAAUUACUUCAAGAAAAACUUUAGAUCUUUAUUUAUGUAUAUCCGCGACCUGGAGACCGCUAUUACACAGAAAACAGAAUUUAGUGAAACAAAAAUAUUCUAAAUAA